GCUGUCAGUUUGAAUUUAUGAGCGAGGGCUGUCGAACCGAGGCUCAGACAUGCUGUGAAGGUCGAGCGUUAAGUUUUGUGUAAAAUGUCCAAACAAAAUUACGUGUGAAAUUCGUGCAUCAAAAUUUAGUUCGUUACGCGCACAUAAAGUCUUUACAUAAACCCACACCGAACCCACACAACGAACGCGAUUGCCUAACCCCAGCCAGGGUAACUGCAGAGGGCAGCGGUGUCUGUUGCGCAUUGAUUGACGGGGGCCAGAGACGACAUGGCACAGCAGCGCGAGGAGCAGCAGGAGCAGCAGCCGCCUCAGCAGCCUCAGCAGCAGCCACCGCUAUCGGAGGCAACUGCAUUGCGGCUAUUGAAUAGCGUUGUGGCUAGCGCCGCCACGCCCCAAGCGUUGAGCAAUCCCUCGAUUGAGACGGGGCCAUCGGUAGCCGUUGAGACUGACGGCACUUGCGGCGCUGCCAGCUGCUCAACGGGGGGCGGUGGUGGUGGUGGUGGUGUUGGAGAAGUUGACGGUGGCGGUGGCGGUAGCGGUAGCAGCGGUGGUGUCGGGGCCACGCAGCUGGGGAUCGUGCUGCCAGCAGGGUCGGCGCCGGGUCCGGCGAACCAGGAUAGCGUCCAUUCGGCAAAUGAAUUUGGCAAUUCGUGUCGCAUCUGUCGCUGGCAUCGAAGCGACAUGGAGAUUAUCAACUGUCCAUGCAAAUGCAAAGGCAGCGUGGGCUACAUACAUUUGAAGUGCUUGAAACGCUGGAUCAUGCAUCGUCGCGAUAAUCGAUGCGAGAUCUGUAAUGCGCCAUACAAUAUAACUGCGGAUCGGGCGAGCCUAAAGCAAAUGAUGCGCGCAUUCUGCUGCGGUCGCUGCUGUGGCAUGAUUGUGAAGCACGUGCUGUUCAGUGCCUCGCUAAUGCCGCUCGCCCAUGUCAUACUGCAGCAGGUGAGCGAGUGCAGACAAUGGCAUCUAAUUGGACGCCAAUUGGUUGUGGGAACGAUCGAGGCUUACCUGCGAUUCUUUACUUGUGUACAGGUGCUACAUUGCAUGGAUAAUUUGAAUCAGGGCAGCACCGAGCAGUUAACGGUACAGGAGGUGUUUGUCGCAUCCUGUGCACUGCUCACAUCCAGCGCUCUAUUCUUUCAUUUCUUUGAAUUUGUGACGACUCGCUUCCUGCUCAUUCGCAACAUAUUGCGCCAUUGGUGGAUGUUUGGCAGCACCAACGACUUUGGGAUCGUUGAGGUUGAAGACGAUUCAUUUGACCUGUUCUGAGUUAACCAAACCGCAAGCGGACAAUGCUCCCUCAGUAUAUCCGAAAUAUUUAGCAAUAAUAUCCAAAUUAUGAAGUUUAUCAAUAAAAUAUGAGACUGGCAUUACAGCUUAAAUUCAAAAACAAUAGAAAACGAA
Drosophila mojavensis is the source of this 1401-nucleotide messenger RNA. RefSeq names its product E3 ubiquitin-protein ligase MARCHF11. The transcript is spliced from 2 exons. Gene Ontology annotation, molecular function: zinc ion binding; ubiquitin-protein transferase activity. Lineage: Eukaryota; Metazoa; Arthropoda; Insecta; Diptera; Drosophilidae. Bases 268 to 1266 code for a protein of 332 amino acids. The record is from RefSeq and is a predicted model, not a curated record. Gene Ontology annotation, biological process: protein ubiquitination.